Messenger RNA from Formica exsecta, 2921 nucleotides. RefSeq names its product CLK4-associating serine/arginine rich protein. The transcript is spliced from 14 exons. Bases 142 to 2358 code for a protein of 738 amino acids. NCBI's taxonomy places the organism in Eukaryota, Metazoa, Arthropoda, Insecta, Hymenoptera, Formicidae. The record is from RefSeq and is a predicted model, not a curated record.
AGUUUUCUGCAAGGCAAUAUGUCUAUCUCGUGGGAUAAGAAAGCGUGUCAAUUAUUAGUGCUUCAAUUUUUUGGCGAUCACAAGCGGUCGAAUGGCAUCCACGUCAAGCUAGCCGCGCGAAAUUAAUCCUUUUGGUAGAAAAUGAGCUUCUCCGUGAAGAAGACUGGCGGUAGAAUGUGGCACGAGGCACGCAAGCAGGAGAAAAAGAUCCGUGGCAUGCUGGUCGAUUAUCGUCGUAGAGCGGAACGUAGACGGGACUACUAUGAGAAAAUUAAAUCAGAUCCUACGCAAUUUCUCCAACUACAUGGCAGGCCAUGCAAGAUAUAUUUGGAUCCGGCAAUAGCUGCUGCAGGUGCUAGUCCUGCAAACAUGAUGCCAUGGCAGAACAAUGAUGACAAUCUCAUAGAUCGUUUUGACGUACGGGCACAUCUUGAUUGGAUACCGGAAGCACCUGAUACCAUUGACGUUGAUAUUGCUUUGACAAGUGAAGAUAGACAUAUCAAUUAUGAACGUUAUCGUAUAAUUGUACAAAAUGAGUUUCUAGGUGUGACUGAGGAAAAGUUUCUGCAUCAGAUACAUUUGGAAGAACAAUUUGGUUCAUCUACAAAAUUGGAUACUGCAAAGGAUAAGAAAAAAUCUGCUAAUAAUGCUGCGAUUGGGUAUAAUUACGAAACGGAAGAACCGAUACCCGAGCCAGUAAAAUCGGGGGAUCCAGUAAUAUCAGAAGAAAAGGGAGAUGAUGAAGAUAGCGAUAUAGAUUUAGAUAUAUGUGUGGACGUAUCUCAAAUAGAACCGUCUCAAGCACAUGAGAUGAAUCUGGUAGCUCAAAAAUAUGGACUUUUAGGUGCUGAUUACUUUAGCUUUUUAACACAAGAUUUUGAAGAAGCUGAAACUUUGCGACAAGCUCGAAAACAGGAGGAGGAGAAAGCUAUGUACUCGGGUCGGCGAUCGCGUAGAGAACGGCGUGCAUUUAGAGAGAAAAAAAUGAUAGGUCGCGUUAUGAGUCCUCCUAGUUAUGCAGCUAGAGAGAGUCCAGAGUAUAAUCCUUAUAGAAAAUCCUCUUCUAAAUCACGAUCGCGAUCCGCGUCGCCUGUAAAUACCGGACAGAUUACUUAUAUCACGAGCUUCGGUGGGGAGGAAGAGACUCAUGGUAGCACAUCACAUUUGUCUUCGUCGAAUUCGAGAAAAGUCAAUUAUUCGUAUCUCAGACGACGGAGAUCGGAUAGUCCUGCUUUUAACGAGAAAACCGUUACUAGAAAAAUAUCCAAAUCUAGAUCAAGAAGUUGUUCACGCUCCAUUAGUAGAACUAAGUCUUAUAGGGCACAUGAUAAAAAGCGAAGUGGAUCCAGAAUAAGUUCUAGAUCUAGAGGUACGCGUUCGAGAGUUCGAAAGUACACAAGAUCCCGAACAAGAAGUCAUUCUAGACGAUCACGAACGCGAAGCAAAUCACGCUCGCGCUGCAAAAGUAUCAGUAGAUCUCGAUCGCGUUCAAUUUCUCGAUCGAAGACGAGGUCUAGAUCCCGUUCGCGUGUGAAGAAGAGGAGCUCGUCCUCGAGCAGUGUGUCCAAGUCAAGAUCGAGGUCUAAAUCACGUAAUAGAAGCCGUUCAAGGGACAGUUACCGAAAGAAACGCUAUUCGCCGUCAAAAUCGAGAUCCAAAUCUCGUUCGAGAUCAAAAUCUCCAUCAAGAUCUAGGUCACGGUCGAAGAGUCAAUCUAGCUGUAAACGAUCGCGCAGCGACGAUAAUAAGAUACCAGCACUGCCAAGGUAUUAUGGUCGUCGCGGAAAAUCGUCAAGCCUCGAAUUAGAGCUGUCUGAUAAUGAAGAAAAAUCCAAUUCAACAACAUCGAAGACAUCGAUUAAUACAAGCAUGAACAAGCCAAAAGCAGGGUUAAGUACAAAUUCUGGUGUCGGACACAAAUCAUUGAAAACCACACCUCAGGAGCGGCUUAAAAAGAAAAUGCAGGCCUUGUUAAACAGGCAAUACAAAGCAGACAAGAAAGCCGAACAAUUGAGAAUCGAAAAGAUGGAGCAACAGCGACAAGAUCGAGAAGAUGAGAUACGAGAAAUGUCUUUGAAACUUCGUAGAAAACAGAGAGAGCGAAGACAUCGUUACGAAGGCCACAGUUCUGAUACGCGUUCUUCUGUGUCUCGUACACCGAGCCCGAGCCGUAGUCCAAGGCAUCACGUACGUCGUGAGAGGCGUGACGUGGACAAUGAUCGUGAACGGGAGCGGGACAGAGAGAGAGAUCGGCGCGAUGAUCGCGAUCGGAGUCGAACUGAAUCACGUAGAAAAUACAGAGAUUCGCCGCUUCGUUCGCUGAGUCCGAGGAGCAGUCGAGGCCUAGUCGACUACUGACUUCAGGAUACAACAGAAUACUGUUAAUCUUCCAUCCAAAUAAUUUGAAACAUUACGAAUAUUUCCUGUACAACUGCAUUCCUUUCUUGGGCCAUCGUUGAUUGCUUAAAAAUUCGUGUCAUGAAGAAAAGGUGUAUGAAAUAAUAUAUCAUACAUAAGACGAAUUGUUCUAAAACGUGCGUCAUAUGAAUUAUAGUGUGACUUAAUCCACUUUACGAUAUAUAUAUAUAUAUAUAUAAAAGCAACUGGAAGAAUAAUUAUAUAUAAUUUAUGCAUAUUUGCUUAUAUAAGAAUUAGAGAAACCAAUGUAAAAAUAAUUGACAUUAUUCUUACGUUGUGUGUUAGUGAAAGAUAUAUAAAAAUAAUUAAUGUUAUUGCAAGGAAAUCAUGUUUAUAAUUCUUAUUUCACAUGAACAAAGCAAGAGUGGACGGAUUAACAAUAUGGAUUCUUAUAUCGAAAAUAUACCAUCGUAUUUUAGAAUUGAAUGCACUUUGCUAUCUUAUUAUAUAGGUACAUUAUUGUUAGAUAAUUAUUGAACAAUAAAGACACCCGUUACUCAGCA